Molecule: messenger RNA, 875 nt
Organism: Juglans microcarpa x Juglans regia
Lineage: Eukaryota; Viridiplantae; Streptophyta; Magnoliopsida; Fagales; Juglandaceae
Product: pathogenesis-related thaumatin-like protein 3.5
Exons: 2
Coding region: 73-798 (241 amino acids)
Biological process (GO): defense response
Cellular component (GO): extracellular region
Source: RefSeq, a predicted model, not a curated record
AUAAACUCUCCCUUUCUCAACUUAUUCCAUUAUCCCAACUCUCACAUCUGAUAACUGAAAAGCCAAGGUUUGAUGGGUAGCAAAACUCUUACCAACCUUCUUCUCUUGUUACUAAUUACAGGUGCACACUCUGAGGUAACGUUCAACUUCGAAAACCAAUGCACUUACACAAUAUGGCUUGCUGCCAGCCCUUCAAUUGGUGAUGCUGAUCCUGAGAGCGGUCCGGGAACCUUGGAGCUAUUCUCAAUGCCUGAUCAAUGGAGUGGAAGCAUUUGGGCUAGGACAAAUUGUGCCUACGAUGUCUCCUAUUUUUCAUGUGAAACUGGGGACUGUGGUUCUGGCACCAUAGACUGCCAAUCCCCACCACCCACUUAUCCGGUGACCUUACUCAAUUUCGACAUCAAACAAUCGGUGGUCUCCUAUGAAGUGAGCUUGAACCACGGGCACAACCUGCCCGUCCGGAUCCAACCGGAUGGCGGGUCUCUGCUUGGAGGAAUAGGUUUGUGCCCUGUUGUAGAUUGCAUUGAAGAUGUGAGUAACGUGUGUCCGGGUAGCCUAGUGGCCAAGAACAAGGAUGGUCGAUAUGUCGGGUGUUACAGUGCUUGUGAUGGUUUGAAGGAUCCAAAAUAUUGCUGCACUGGGAACUAUAGCAGUCCACAGGCUUGCCAGCCUAAUGAGUACUCCCAAACGUUCAAGCAAUUAUGCAAACUUGCCCACACCUAUCCACGUGAUAAUGAUCCUCCAAUUUAUAGAUGCUCCAGGGCAACCAGCUACAAUAUAACCUUUUGUCCCUCAUAAACUUCACAUGCCAGAAAUCCUUGAAAUUGAGGCAUUGGUAUUGUUGGAAAUGACCAUUUCAUAAAGAAAUAAAACAA